This is a messenger RNA of Sordaria macrospora k-hell, 1503 nucleotides long. RefSeq lists its product as uncharacterized. Gene Ontology annotation, molecular function: (3R)-hydroxyacyl-[acyl-carrier-protein] dehydratase activity. Lineage: Eukaryota; Fungi; Ascomycota; Sordariomycetes; Sordariales; Sordariaceae. Gene Ontology annotation, cellular component: mitochondrion. The record is from RefSeq and is a predicted model, not a curated record.
AUGAGGCUCUUUACCCCCGCCACCAGAACUAUCACAGCCACCAGAAACAUAACAACGGGGAGGUACCUCACCCAUCCCACCAUCUCUACGACACGGCUUCCUACGACUGCCCCAACAAUACAAAACAACCAUGGCAAUCAAAUAAGGGCCUACUCCUCGUCCUCAGGAGCAGAAAAGGGCACUCCCCAACCACCACCCUUCAACCCCGAAACCUACCUCCACCAAGCAACCAAAACCCUCUCUAACAUCCCACCAAAACUCAUACCCGACACCCUCCACCCUACUCAAUCCCACCUUCUCUCUCUCGCUUUAUCCUCCCAUCUACCAAGCAUCUGUCUUCCCGCGGGCUUCUCCUUCUUCACGUCUUCCUCCUCUUCCUCCCCAUUCCCAUGGCCGCAGCCUGAGCAAGCGGCGUUGCUGCCCGGGUAUCAUCUAGCAUACUACCCCCUCCAAACCCCUCCGCAACUUUUAUUUCCCGACGGUACAGACGCCGAUCACUGCCCCGGCGCGCCCUUUACGAGGAGGAUGUGGGCGGGCGGGAGGAUUGAGUUUGGGACUGGGUCGGAACAAAACUUCAACGUGGAUGGGAGGAAGACGGUUUGUGUUGAGACUCUAGGGACGCCGCCUGUGGUGCAAAUUGGGAAAAUGGGAAAGGAAGAGGAGCAGAGGGUUUGGGUGGAUGUUUGGAGGACCUAUGUUACUUUCCCUCCCGAGACCCCUUCUAAACAAAUGGAGGAAGUGGUACGGGAUGUGGUUAGGGAUUUACAAGCUGCGGGAGCAGGAGCGGGAGCGGGAGGGCAAGAAUGUGCCACCAUCAGCGAGGCAGCAAAGGCAUCGAAAGAGGGCGUAAUCUCGGAACUCCGCCGUCUGGUUUUCCUUCGAGAACGCGAGCCAGGUUCAAAACUGGAACCAGCGAGGGUGAUCCGCGUCCCCCACCAACCCGAUUUUUCUUUCAAAAUGACCCCCGACGCCACUUUGUUGUUUCAGUUCUCCGCGCUGACGUUCAACGCGCACGCCAUCCAUUUGGACCCGCUGUACGCGCGGGAAGUCGAGGGAUAUAAAGAAAGGCUGGUGCAUGGCCCCUUGACGUUGGUGAUUAUGUUGAGGGCUGUUGAGGGGUUUUUGAGGGCCGCUUCUUCUUCUACUUCUACUGUCACCAGUGCUGGUGCUGAUACAGACCCGGCCACCGCUGCUCAUGCCGCGACCCACAUCUCGGAGGGCAUAAGGGAAAGGUUGUUCAUUCCGGAGGAGGAACCGAAGAAGAAAACGCAAUGGGAGAUUGCAAGUAUAGAGUACAAAAACCUUCGACCGCUGUUUGUGGGCGAGGAGAUGAAGGUUUGUGUCAGGUUGUUGCCUAACAAACAACAACAAAAGAACGGCGUCGAUGAGGCGGGCUUGGGCUUGUGCUUGGGUGAGCCGCGCAGGGAGAGGGUUGAUGUGUGGAUUGAGGCGCCCGAUGGGGGGUUGGCUGUUAAGGGGACUGUUGGUGUUGAGUCGAGGUAG